CUCCCUCAGCCGCUCCUCAUCAGACUUGUGCCCCAGACCCUUCCCCAGCUCCAUCGCCCAUCUCUGGACUCGCUCUAGCACCUCAAUGCGUUCCUUGUAGUGAGGGGCUCAGAACUGGACACAGCACUUGAGGUGUGGCCUCAGGACUACAAAUCCUCUUGUCCAGAUAACUGGUAAAUAUAUUAACUGGGACUGGUCCCAGUAGUGAGCCCUGGGGAACACCACUGGUGUCCAGCUACCAUUUGGAUCUAUCUCCAUUCAUAACCACAGUUUUCUACCCUUGUACCUGUCCAGGCCAUGAGCAGCCAGUUUCCCCAAGAUAAUGUUUUGAAUCUUGUACUUCUGCUGUUUCAUUACAAGAACUUCAACAAAGUGUAUGAGUGGGUAUCACAGUGAUUUGGAAUCAUGCUUUUGAUCUGAGAGAUCUUGAGUUUAUUCAGAUGCUGGUAUAUUUUUGAAACCACAAUUCAUUAUUCAUGCAGUAAGGUGGGUUCCAGUGCUUUAAUGAUGCUGAUGUGCUUAGUACAUCAUUCCUUCAGACUGUGGACUGGAUGCCUCCUGUCUCUACCCACUUAGGUGUGCCACUAGAAGUUAUCAUUCUGAAUCAUCCAUUGCCACUCCUGAGCUUGGGAGCCUCUGUUUCUCCUGAAACUCCCAGUGGAGCUGCUCAUGAAAACACACACAAGCCCUGCUUUCGUUAGGAUGAUCGAAAUGAGGUUAAGCAGUACGUAUUUGCUGAUCCAGCUCAUUUUGACAAAAGCCUUUCAGACCAUGUUUAUGUGAGCAGAGAGAUUUAGGAAAUAGUAUCUGGCAAAGGAGCACUGAUGAGCUGCCGAGGCUUGAGCUGGUGAAUGUGUCCUUUUUCACUAACACAAGGUUUUAAAGCUUUGUGUCUUUGUUACAUCUUCAGUGUACUGCAGUGCUGCUGCUGAUGUUGAAUUGGUACUGAUUAAAUUAGUCCUGUAAGAGAAGAAAUCAAUCAUUACUUCUCUAGCAAUUUUUAUAGUACUGUGGCUGUUAUUUGAAAGUGGUGCAAAACUCCACACUUGAAAAUUGUGUAGUUACUUAAAGCUGUGUUUUACCAAAGAUUUUAAAAUUUUAAAACCAAGAUUUUAAAGAAGCGUUGAAUAACAUGAUAUUCAGUGUUGAGUUAAUAAUACCCAGUUUGGGAACACUUAGUAAAUUUUCAAAAGUGGAUUUAAGUAUAUAAUAAAUAUAUUUCAGUAUACUUUCAGUAUAGGUGUGUAAAAUCCAUGGCAGAUUUGUAAGAUUGAAUUCUGAUUUGUUUUGUGGCAAUAGUAUUUUAUAUAUCACAAUUCAGAAAUAAACUGAUUGAUUUAGUGGGGUAGAAAGAAUUUAUUUUCCCAUGCAAGGGAAUACCUCUAGAAUGUUAAAACUAAAUCAGUGGAAUUUUAGGAACACAGUUAUUUGUUGGAAAACCAGCAUGUGAUAUUGUGUUCAAAGCUCAAAUUUUAAAACAUGCUACUGGAUAAUGGUAAAUAAAAUGCGAAAUGCUAAAUGUACCUUCCUGUUCAUUUCUGUGUUAUAGUAUAUUUAUGUCUUUGUGUUAUUAAUUAAAUGUUGAGCAUCAAAAAUUAAGCAAUGAGCUUUAAAAUGUCAACAGUAUCUUUAAAAGUAUUUUUUAUAUGCUUAUGUAAUAUCUUAGGGUAAGCUUUAAUGGUUUGGAAAACAAUAGGGCAAAAUAAAAUGAAAACAUUGUUGUCAAGGUCAUACUUUUUAAAGCAUAGUUAAAAAUUGGAAUUUUAAGGGAUUUAGACACUAAAGAGAAACUGCUAACAUUUAGUGGUGCAACAUCAGCAAUAUUUUUAUAAAUGCAUUGAGUCUCAGUUCAACAUUUAAACCGAUUUUACAGCAAGUAAAGUAAAAUGCUUCCUGGUUUAAUGAAAUAGAAUUUUAUGCUCCUACGUUAAACCUUUAUGAUUUGCUUCUUUACAUCAGCUGUUAUUUGCAUUUCUGUUGCAACCGUAGUGUAUAUAUAUGUUGACCUGCUCAGAAUAUGUGCCGUUAGUUACUUUGAAAUCUCAUUAAAAUUAUCCUGGAGGUGACUUUCAGUUCCUGAGGUUUGGAAUAUGUUAUUAGAGUUUUUGAGGAAAGACGGUUGGAAAGAGCCAAGUACUGGGGAGCAGCAGGCUAUGCAGAAUAAAAUAAUUCCGUUUGAGGCAAAGAUUUGUGUUUAUUAGCACUUCCUUUAAGAUGAAGUUUGGCCUUUUAAUUUUAAAUUAAAAACUUAGUGUUGAAUGAUGAGUUACACUUGAAAGUGAGAACUUCUUGGAACCAGAUGUUGCUUUUAGUUUUGUUUUUUAGGAAACCAUAAAGAAAUUAUAUAACAAAAAAAAUUGAAACAUGUUUAGCAGCUGCCUGAACAUAUUUUCUGGAUGUUGAUGUUGAAUGUGACUAUUUUUGGGGUUCAUGUGCUUUGAAAAUAGAUGGUGUCAAACCAGAGCCUUCAGGAUCACUGGAGAAUGCCACUUGCAUGUGUGGUAGGCUUCUAUUCCAUACUUGUGACCUGAAUAGCUGGAUGAGUUUCUGCACAGGAAUUGAAGGAGAGGGAAUAAAGUGAAAAACAAGCUAGGAAAUGUUACAAAAGUUCCGGAACAAAACUCAGAAAUCCCCCCAAGCCGAGAUGUGCUGUACUUGUUUAAGAAGGAUCAGAGGCAGAGCUUGGGCACAUGACCUCAAGCUACUCCAUGCAAAUGAGGAAGCGUAUCCUCAGGUUUUUGGCACAAAGGGUUCCUCGCUGUUCGAAGCAUGCUAUCAGCUAAACCAGUUCUGGAUGCAGUGCAGGCUUUGGCAGCAGAAGAAAUGCUUGGGUACUCUCUGAAGAUUGAAGGCGAUGAGGUUUGCUGGGAUGGGUAAUCUUCUUAAGGUCCUUACCAGGGAAAUUGAAAACUAUCCACAUUUUUUCCUGGAUUUUGAAAAUGCACAGCCCACAGAUGGAGAAAGGGAGGUCUGGAACCAGAUCAGUGCAGUUUUACAGGACUCAGAAAGCAUGCUUGCAGACCUUCAGGCUUACAAAGGAGCUGGACAAGAAAUUAGAGAUGCAAUACAAAAUCCCAAUGAUAUCCAGCUGCAAGAAAAAGCAUGGAAUUCAGUCUGUCCCCUGGUUGUAAGGCUAAAGCGCUUUUAUGAGUUUUCACUGAGAUUAGAGAAAGCCCUGCAGAGUUUACUGGAAUCCUUGACAUGCCCUCCCUACACGCCAACUCAGCACCUGGAACGGGAACAGGCUCUAGCAAAAGAGUUUGCAGAAAUCUUACAUUUUACUCUUCGUUUUGAUGAACUUAAGAUGAGAAACCCAGCAAUUCAGAAUGACUUCAGUUAUUACAGGCGGACAAUAAGUCGCAACAGAAUAAACAACAUGCAUCUAGACAUUGAGAAUGAAGUGAACAACGAAAUGGCCAAUAGGAUGUCCCUGUUCUAUGCAGAGGCCACACCAAUGCUGAAAACCCUCAGUAAUGCAACAACACAUUUUGUUUCAGAAAACAAAACAUUGCCAAUUGAAAAUACAACGGACUGUCUAAGUACUAUGGCCAGUGUAUGUAAAGUCAUGUUGGAAACACCAGAGUACAGGAGCAGAUUCACCAGUGAAGAGACCCUCAUGUUCUGCAUGCGAGUAAUGGUGGGAGUUAUUAUUCUGUACGAUCACGUUCAUCCUGUGGGAGCUUUCUCAAAGACAUCAAAGAUUGAUAUGAAGGGAUGCAUAAAAGUUUUAAAGGAACAACCACCUGACUCUGUGGAAGGACUUCUGAAUGCUCUCAGGUUCACUACAAAACACCUGAAUGAUGAAUCUACUUCAAAACAAAUUCGAGCUAUGCUGCAGUAGUAUCCAGAGACAAGUAGAUGUUUGUAUUGAUCACAGAAGAUGUGUAUGUUUACAUAAUUUAAUACAGUUUGAUGUUAAUACUUGUGUGUAUUUACAUAACCAUUUUCUUCACAUUGCUAAAAUAUAUAUCUGUUCAUAACCUAACUGACUUUAUAUAGUGCAACCUAAGUUUUUAUUCUAGCCUUUAUCUUUUGACUUUUAAACUACUUUUUUACUUAGAUACUUCAGUUAUGACAGUUUAUCUGUGCAUUUUAAUCCUUAAACACCUUCUCUAUCAGAGAAGUAAGUAGUAGUGAAAACAAAAUGGAAAUCAAACCGAAAUGUCAAAGGUACCACAGAAAAGGAACUUUAAAGAAGAAGAAAGUUAAUAUAAGAGAAAGUAAAAUUCAUUUUAUAUGUUUUAAAGAACAUGUGCACAUUUUUUUGGUCACUUUUAGGAUCUUGUCAAACUAAUAUGAAUAGGAGAAUACCUGAAUGUUCAUUGCUCUCAUGAAUGCAUUGUCUUUCCUGUAAUAAGUGGAGAUCCACCUAAUUUUUAGGGUUAUGUGCUGUCUGGAAUCCAAAAAUCUGUUUCAAACAGGUAAUUUUACCUUUUUACUGAAGUAUAACCUAUACCUUUCAACAACUGAGGAGAUUAAUAUCCUUUCUCAGAUGCAGUAUAAAUAAACAGAAAAUAUACUUAAAGAACAUUGAUAGAUUUUGAAAACUCUGUAUAAUUUUAUUAGACUUAGAAAGGAAAGGGAAAAUACUAAUGCCUUGACUUAACUGGAAAAGAUUUGUCAGUGUAAAUAUAUCACAGUAAACUAACUACCAGAGAGCUCUAGCCAGUAAGUAAUUUUUGGCUUAUCUAAACCAGUACACUCUUCUGUGGCAAACUUCCCUUGUGUCAAAUCAGCCUCAUCAGACUAGGGAUGGUUUAAAUUUAAGAGCUGAUCUGUUCUUAGGAACUCCAUUAAGUUCCUGAUAGUGUUAUUCAUUAGAUGGUUCAGAGUCACUACUCUUCACUGGCUUUUGAGAUGUGAUUGAUACUUCAAGAAGUUUCUUGCUGAGUUGUUUGUUCUUACUUUCUGGUAAAUUUUCCAGUUAAUGAAAUAGAAAUACUUUGCCAAAAGCAGCCAAGUGCUCAUGCUCUGUUAAGUGUGUCUCCUGAGUGGUCUGCAGUUGCUGUACAUAUUCUUGCAGAGAUCACAUUCUGAAAAUGUGUUUGAUUUUUGUGUACUUUGUUUGCAUGUAUGUGUGGAAACUCCAGUGCUUGUGCACAGAUUCAGAUUUGAAUUUGCUUAUUCCCAUAUAGAUAAAUCAGGGUUUGUGUGCUUUCACUGGAAUUUUCAUGCACAUCUCUUCUAAAAACAUUACCUUAGGACUUUGAAGAUGCAUUUGGUCUGCUGGAACCCGGCUGCACUGUGACAAACUGUCAUUGAACUCAGUCCUUAAACAGUAUUAAUGUCAUAAGUUCUCUGGAAUAAGGAUUGACUUGAGAGCUUAUUUCUGAGCAGAGCAACCCCUGUGAGGUUUCUCAGACCUGGUCAGAACCCACAGGUGCCAGUGUCAAUGCAUGUCCUGAUACUGGACAGCACCACAACUCCAGCACUCAUGUCACACCUCUGCAGGUGCAGCAGCCAGUUGCUAUGUUGUUGUCAGGGUGAGAGAACUCACUCACAUUAGAUCUUUUCCUUUUUCUGAAAGCAAUGACCACACUUUUUUCACAGUAGUAAAUCCACUGUUUACAGGCUCCAUUUCUAAUGGGCAGACAUUUAAAAAUGUAUGUGAGGGAAAAUCCUGCUUUGUUCAUAGUUACUUUCAGUUAGGUAAAUUAGGUGGAUGACAGGCCAUUCUGUUGAGCUUUGGUAACUGAAGUUAAUAUAUGCUUACCUGCAAUUUUUUGUCAAACAAUGAAGUCUUAUCUUUAAGUAGGCCAGAGGAAAAGCUAUCUGUCACUUGUAUAAUAAAAAUGUAAACCUUAAAGCAUUCUGUGAGUUGUCAUGUGCUGUUUGCUGAAGUCAUGGGAUUUCUUUGCCUGCUUUGAUGUUUUUGUACAGAAGUUUGUUUCAAAUAAUAAAAAAUUUGGUAAAGAAA
This is a messenger RNA of Sturnus vulgaris (Common starling), 5917 nucleotides long. NCBI's taxonomy places the organism in Eukaryota, Metazoa, Chordata, Aves, Passeriformes, Sturnidae. The record is from RefSeq and is a predicted model, not a curated record.